AUGAAUUCUAUUCUCUUCAGUGUUUUUAUACUCAGUUUUCUCACUUCACAUAUUAAUGGUCAACAGAUCUAUACAGCAGACAGUUGUGACGACUCUCCAGGCUUCCUUUACACCUGCACUGCCCAAAACCAAUCCUGCCAAGCCUUCCUCAUCUUCCUAUCUCAACCUCCUUAUAACUCAGUUGACACCAUUUCAAGCCUCACAUCUUCAGUCCCAGAAGAGCUUGCUAGAAUCAACAACGUCUCAAGGCAAGCAGUGUUCCCAACAAACAAAGAGGUGAUUGUUCCUGUGAAGUGUUCUUGUGAAGGUCAGUCCUACUACUGGUCCAAAACCACAUAUAAAAUCUUAAACAAUGAAACAUAUUUUUUUGUAGCAAAAAACAUAUACCAGGGAUUAUCAACUUGUAAUGCUCUUAAGCGUGUGAAUCCAUAUAGUGAAUACCAUUUACACCCUGGUCUGGAAUUGCAAGUGGCACUUAGAUGUGCUUGUCCUACAAGAAAUGGCACAAGGUAUUUGCUAACUUACUUGGUCGACUGGGAUGAUCAUGUUCCUGAUAUUGCUGGGAGAUUUAAUGUAAGCGUGAGAAGUAUAGUUGAUGCAAAUGGGUUUUUAGAAGAAAAUCCAGAUAUUGUUUCUUCUACAACAAUUCUAAUUCCUCUGCUAACUGAACCUUCAAGCUCACAAACCAUAACUCGCCAUCAAGAACCUGCUUUUAAUCCCAAAAAAUCGAAGGGAAAACUCUAUGUAGGUCUUGCAACAGGUUGCUUUUUGCUAGUCAUCGGCGUCAUUCUAUCGGCUCUCUGUCUGUUUUAUAAGAAGAGACUUGGGGGUUCCCGGCGAGGGGAUGGCAAAGGGAAAACGGAGAAGGAAUCAAGUGAAGAUCUCCGUGUAGAAAUUGCCAACUGUGAGCAAGUUUUGGAAGUGUUCCAAUUUGAGGAGAUAAAGAAAGCCACAGAAAAUUUCAGUACCAAUAAUAGACUAAGGAGCUCCGUGUAUCGUGGGGAGUUUGGUGGGAAGACCUUGGCUGUUAAGAAAGUGAGUAGAGAUGCAUCCAAGGAAGUGAACAUGCUGCAGAAGAUCAAACACUUUAAUUUGAUAAAGCUUGAGGGUGUUUGUGAAAAGUAUGGCUGUUUGUAUCUUCUUUUUGAGUAUAUGGAAAAUGGAUCUCUAAGAGAAUGGCUAAGGGGAAACACCUCCAAGAAUAGAGAAAGUUGGACUAAGAGAAUUCAGAUUGCUGUGGAUGUUGCAAAUGGACUUCACUAUCUUCACAACUUUACUGAACCUCCCUACAUUCACAUGGACAUCAACAGCAGCAAUAUUCUAUUAAACAGCGAGCUGAGGGCCAAGAUAGGGAAUUUCAGACUUGCAAGAACAGUAGAGAGGGAAAGUGGCAAUGCUGUGACAGUACAUGUUGAGGGGACUAGGGGUUAUAUGGCGCCGGAGUAUAAAAGGGCAGGGCUGGUGACUCCCAAGAUGGAUGUCUAUGCUUUUGGUGUGAUAAUGCUGGAACUGAUCACAGGGAAAGGGGCUAUUAUUGUACAUGAUGAAAGAGAAGUAGAACUUUCAGCUGCAAUAGUAUCCAUCAUCGAAGGAAAGAACCCAAAAGCUAAGCUCAGUUUGUUUGUCGAUCCAACUCUGAAAGAAAAUGAAGGGGCUGAAUUUGCUCUGCAGAUGGCUGAACUAAGUGUAGCCUGCUUGACACAAGAACCAGCAAGGAGACCAAGGAUGUGGGAGGUUGUGUCCACUCUGCUGCAAAUUCAGGCGGAUUUUGAUGGAACAGAAGCUUUUCAUGUUGACUUCAUUACAUCUCAGAACAGCUGA
Molecule: messenger RNA, 1821 nt
Organism: Alnus glutinosa
Lineage: Eukaryota; Viridiplantae; Streptophyta; Magnoliopsida; Fagales; Betulaceae
Product: protein LYK5-like
Exons: 1
Coding region: 1-1821 (606 amino acids)
Biological process (GO): protein phosphorylation
Molecular function (GO): protein kinase activity; ATP binding
Source: RefSeq, a predicted model, not a curated record